AUGCAAGUAAUGCUGCGAACGACGAUCGGCCUCCAACAGGGCUGUAUUUUCGGAGGCUCAGGAGUGGGGCACUGCCUUCAUCGGAUAAUGCUUCUCACAGACCUGUCGACACAGCAGCCUAAGUCGCAAGUGGGAGGCCGCAUCAUCGAUGGAGUAGAAGGUCCUCAAUUAGGCCAUGCAAGCCCCACAUUUCGGUUCUUAAUGUGGCUGUGCGGACUCGUCCGCUUACCUCUCAACACCGAUCAUCCGUCCCCUCUCGCACAAAUCCAUCAGCCUCCAUGGGAGAACUUGAGAGGCUGCGAGAGCAGCUACAGAGAGAGCAACGCCUACGCGAAGAGGAGCAACGCCGACGCGAAGAGGAGCAACGCCGACGUGAAGCGGCCGAAGGCCGCGCCCUCAAGGAACAACACCAACGAGAAGAAGAACAACGCCGACGCGAAGAAGAGCAACGCCGACGCGAAGAAGAGCAACGCCGACGCGAAGAAGCCGAGAAACUCGCAGACGCAUCGCGACUAUUAA
Molecule: messenger RNA, 519 nt
Organism: Fusarium vanettenii 77-13-4
Lineage: Eukaryota; Fungi; Ascomycota; Sordariomycetes; Hypocreales; Nectriaceae
Exons: 2
Coding region: 1-519 (172 amino acids)
Source: RefSeq, a predicted model, not a curated record